GGAGGAAUUCUUGAGAACUUUGAGCACCUUCUAGGGUUUGGGUAUCUGUCAAAUUGGGGUCUUUUUUAUUCAUACAGAUUCAUUGAUACGAUGCUUGGUGGUUUGUAUGGAGAUCUACCUCCUCCUUCUUCAACCGAUGAAGACAAGAUCGUCAACUCCUCCACCGUCUGGUCAAGCGCCACCAAGAUGGCGCCGCCGACGUUACGCAAACCUGCAUUUGCACCGCCGCAGACGAUUCUCAAGCCCCAAAAUAGGCCCAAACCUGUAGCUUCAAUACAUCCCAAGCCUGUGAUGUUAUCAGCCUCUUUGCCUGUGGGUGAUGAUGGCCUCAGGAGUCCAAGUUUCCCGCCGGCGCUUGUUGCCGUGACGUCAAAUGUUUUGGAGGAGUAUGAUCCAGCUAAGCCUAAUGAUUACGAAGAAUACAGGAGGGAAAAGAAGAGGAAAACUAUGGAAGCGGAGAUGAAGAGGGAGAUGGAUAGAAGAAGGCAGGAAGAUGAGGAAAGGGAGAGGGAGAGAAAGGAGAAGGAAGCAGCAGAAAAGGAAAAACAUAGGGAUUUGAAUAUCUCAGGUGAGGAAGCUUGGAAACGGAGGGCGGCUAUGAGCGGUGCAGUUCCAAGAUCUCCUUCGCCUCCUUCGAAUGUAGAUGGGUUUUCUAUUGGGAAGUCGGAAACAGUCGGAUUGGGGAUUGGUGCAGGUGGACAGAUGAGUGCAGCACAGCGGAUGAUGGCAAAGAUGGGGUGGAAACAAGGGCAAGGGCUUGGGAAACAAGAACAGGGGAUUACAACUCCAUUAAUGGCUAAGAAGACAGACAAACGAGCAGGAGUUAUUGUUAAUGAUAAUAAUAAUAAGAAGGUGAAGAGCGUGAAUUUCGCCAAUCAGCCAACUCGAGUUUUACUUCUCAGGAACAUGGUUGGACCUGGAGAAGUGGAUGAUGAUUUAGAAUCCGAAGUUGCAGAAGAGUGUCUUAAAUACGGAACAGUUACUCGUGUCCUCAUAUUUGAGAUCACAGAGCCUAAUUUCCCUGCCGAGGAAGCGGUUAGGAUCUUCGUACAGUUUGAGAGACCCGAGGAAACAACAAAAGCAUUAAUUGAUCUUGAAGGUCGUUUCUUUGCCGGAAGGGUUGUCAAAGCUACAUUCUAUGAUGUCGACAAAUUUAACAAUAAUGAAUUGGCCCCAUUACCUGGAGAAGUUCCCGGUUUCUAAUCUUGCAAUUAGUUAUGAUCUUAAGACGUGUAAUUAGAUGAGGUUUAAGCAUGUUGUUGUUAAAAGACCCGACAUUUCUUCCCGAAUUAUAAAUGGGUCUUACCCGUCUUGAAAGUUUUUUUUCUUC
This is a messenger RNA of Impatiens glandulifera, 1330 nucleotides long. Its product is annotated as DNA-damage-repair/toleration protein DRT111, chloroplastic. The record is from RefSeq and is a predicted model, not a curated record. The coding region runs from base 91 to 1203 and encodes 370 amino acids. Gene Ontology annotation, biological process: mRNA cis splicing, via spliceosome. The transcript has 2 exons. Gene Ontology annotation, molecular function: RNA binding. Gene Ontology annotation, cellular component: precatalytic spliceosome. NCBI's taxonomy places the organism in Eukaryota, Viridiplantae, Streptophyta, Magnoliopsida, Ericales, Balsaminaceae.